AUGAGCGAUGGCUCUGCCGACAGCGCUGUGCGCAGGGAUGGCACUGAGCAGGCCCUGAGCUUUUUGGUCCUACACAGUGUGCCAGCGGCAUUGCGGGGAGCUGAGUGUGGGUGGGGUGUGCAAGUAGCUCCCCUGACUGGAGGGUCCCAUCACCACGCUGUGCCCCUUUGCAGGUUUGUGAUCCAGCUGCUGGAGGACUUGGUGUUUUUCGUCAGUGAUGUCCCAAACAAUGGCCAGAAUGUUCUGGACAUUGUGGUGACCAAACCCAACCGGGAAAGGCAAAAGCUCAUGCGGGAGCAGAACAUCCUGAAGCAGAUCUUUGGGAUCCUGAAAGCCCCCUUCAAGGACAAAGGUGGGGAAGGGCCCCUGGUGCGGCUGGAGGAGCUGUCGGACCAGAAGAAUGCUCCCUACCAGUACAUGUUCCGGCUGUGCUACCGUGUGCUCCGGCACUCCCAGGAGGACUACCGCAAGAACCAGGAGCACAUAGCCAAGCAGUUCGGCAUGAUGCAGUCCCAGAUUGGCUACGACAUCCUGGCUGAGGACACCAUCACAGCUCUGCUGCACAACAACCGCAAGCUGCUGGAGAAGCACAUCACCAAGACCGAGGUGGAGACCUUCGUCAGCCUGGUGCGCAAGAACCGUGAGCCACGGUUUUUGGACUACCUCUCAGACCUGUGCGUGUCCAACCACAUCGCCAUCCCCGUCACCCAGGAGCUGAUCUGCAAGUGUGUGCUGGACCCGAAGAACAGUGACAUCCUCAUCAAAACAGAGCUGAGGCCGGUGAAGGAGAUGUCCCAGACCCACGAGUACCUGAGCAUCGAGUACUCAGAGGAGGAGGUCUGGCUCACCUGGACAGACAAAAACAAUGAUCACCAUGAGAAAAGCAUCCGGCAGCUGGCGCAGGAGGCCCGGGCUGGCAAUGCCCAUGAUGAGAAUGUCCUCAGCUACUACAGGUACCAGCUGAAGCUCUUUGCUCGCAUGUGUCUGGACCGCCAAUACUUGGCCAUCAAGGAGAUCUCCCAGCAGCUGGGCGUGGACCUGAUCUUCCUCUGCAUGGCAGAUGAAAUGCUGCCCUUCGAUCUCCGAGCAUCCUUCUGCCACCUCAUGCUGCACGUGCACGUGGACAGGGACCCUCAGGAGCUGGUGAUGCCCGUGAAGUUUGCACGGCUCUGGACUGAGAUCCCCACCGCCAUCACUAUCAAAGACUACGACUCCAACCUCAACGCCUCACGUGACGACAAGAAAAACAAGUUUGCCAGCACCAUGGAGUUUGUGGAGGACUACCUCAACAACGUGGUGAGCGAGGCAGUGCCCUUUGCCAACGAGGAGAAGAACAAGCUCACCUUCGAGGUCGUCAGCCUUGCCCACAACCUCAUCUACUUUGGCUUCUACAGCUUCAGUGAGCUGCUGCGCCUGACGCGCACGCUGUUGGGCAUCAUCGACUGUGUCCAAAACCCCCAGCUGAUGAUGCAGGCGGUCUACAGUGAUGAGGUGACGGGGAAGAAUGUGAGGAGAUCAAUCCAGGGUGUUGGACAGAUGAUGUCCACGAUGGUGCUGAGCAGGAAACAGUCUAUCUUCAGCCCUCCAAGCCUCAGUGCUGGCUCUACCCCAGAGCCUGUGGACAGGGGGAGGAGCGUCGAAAAUGAGAACAUUGUGGUGAUGGAGACCAAGUUGAAGAUCCUGGAGAUCUUGCAGUUCAUCCUGAAUGUGCGGCUGGACUACAGGAUUUCCUACCUGCUUUCUGUCUUCAAGAAAGAGUUUGUGGAAGUCUACCCCAUGCAGGACAGCGCGGCUGAUGGGACGGCUCCAGCCUUUGACUCCACAACUGCAGCAAUGAACUUGGACCGGAUCGGCGAGCACGCAGAGGCCAUGUUUGGUGUGGGGAAGACGAGCAGCAUGCUGGAGGUGGAUGACGAGGGAGGGAGGAUGUUCCUGCGGGUGCUGAUCCACCUGACAAUGCACGACUACCCACCACUCAUCUCCGGCUCCUUGCAGCUCCUCUUCAAGCAUUUCAGCCAGAGGCAGGAGGUCUUGCACACCUUCAAGCAGGUUCAGCUCCUGAUCUCAGCCCAGGAUGUGGAGAACUACAAGGUGAUCAAGUCAGAGCUGGACAAACUGCGCACCAUGGUGGAGAAAUCAGAGCUGUGGGUGGACAAGAAAGGCAGCGUCAAAGGAGACAGCAAUGUGGAUGGGAACAAGAAGGAGAAGAAAGAGCACACUGCUGAUGAAGAGGUCAUUGCUCCAGGAGAGAAGAGCAGCGAGAACUAUCAGAUAGUCAAGGGGAUCCUAGAGCGGCUGAAUAAGAUGUGCGGAGUUGGAGAGCAAGUGCGCAAGAAGCAGCAGCGCCUGCUGAAGAACAUGGAUGCCCACAAAGUGAUGCUGGAUCUGCUGCAGAUCCCUUAUGAGAAGGGUGAUGCCAAGAUGAUGGAGAUCCUCAAGUUCACCCAUCAGUUCCUGCAGAAGUUUUGUGCUGGUAAUCAGGAAAACCAGGCUCUGCUGCACAAACACCUCAACCUGUUCCUGACCCCAGGGCUCCUGGAGGCUGAGACAAUGCAGCACAUCUUCCUCAACAACUACCAACUCUGCUCAGAGAUCAACGAGACGGUGCCACAGCACUUCAUCCACUGCGUGGCCACCCAUGGCCGCCAUGUGCAGUACCUGGACUUCCUGCACACCAUCAUCAAGGCCGAGGGCAAGUACGUCAAGAAGUGUCAGGACAUGAUCAUGACCGAGCUCACCAAUGCUGGGGACGAUGUGGUUGUUUUCUACAAUGACAAGGCAUCGCUGGCCACCUUGCUGGAGAUGAUGACAGCAGCCAGGGAUGGGGUGGAGGAGAACAGCCCGCUGAUGUACCACAUCUCGUUGGUGGACCUGCUGGCCGCGUGCGCUGAGGGCAAGAACGUCUACACUGAGAUCAAGUGUACGUCCCUGCUGCCCUUAGAGGACGUGGUGAGGGUGGUGACCCACGAGGACUGCAUCACGGAGGUGAAGAUGGCCUAUGUGAACUUUGUUAACCACUGCUACGUGGACACAGAGGUGGAGAUGAAAGAGAUCUACACCAGCAACCACAUCUGGACUCUGUUUGAGAACUUCACCCUGGACAUGGCCCAGAUGUGCAAAAAGCGAGAAAAGCGCCUACCAGACCCCACUCUGGAGAAGUACGUGCUGACAGUGGUGCUGGACACCAUCAAUGCAUUCUUCAGCUCUCCCUUCUCGGAGAACAGCACCUCACUGCAGACCCACCAGACCAUUGUGGUGCAGCUUCUCCAGUCCACCAUGAGGCUGCUGGAGUGCCCCUGGCUGCAGCAGCAGCACAAGAGCUCAGUGGAGGCCUGCAUCCGAACACUGGCGAUGGUCGCCAAGAGCCGCUCCAUCGCGCUGCCCAUGGACCUGGAUGCCCACGUCAGCUCCCUGCUCAACAGCAGCUCCACCAGCACCGUGCAGAGGAACACGUCCAGCUACAAGACGGCCACGCGGACCUUCCCCCGCGUCUCCACCACCCCCAACCAGUGGGAUUACAAGAACAUCAUAGAGAAGCUGCAGGACAUCAUUAAUGCUCUGGAGGACCGCUUGAAACCGCUUGUGGAGGCUGAGCUAUCUGUGCUGGUGGAUGUCCUCCACCGGCCAGAGCUGCUCUUCAUGGAGGGCACGGAGGCGUAUCAGCGAUGCGAGAGUGGAGGUUUCCUGUCCAAGUUGGUGCAGCACACCAAAGACCUGAUGGAGACGGAGGAGAAGCUGUGCAUCAAGGUGUUACGGACGCUGCAGCAGAUGCUGGUGAAGAGGAACAAGUAUGGUGAGAGGGGCAACCUGCUGCGGAAAAUGCUCCUGAACAAUUACCUGCAGAACAAGAAGUCCAGCUCCAAAGGGGAAAUCGUGGAUGCUGCUGGGGGAGGCCAGGACCAGGACUGGUCUGCUAUUGCUGCUGUCCAGUGCCGGCUGGACCGAGAAGGAGCCACCAAGCUGGUGGCUGACCUCAUCAUGAACACCAAGAACGAGAAGAUCUUCCAGGAGAGCAUCCUGCUUGCCAUUCGGCUGCUGGAUGGGGGCAACACCGAGAUCCAGAAAUCCUUUUACAACCUGAUGACGAGUGACAAGAAGUCCGAGAAAUUCUUCAAAGUUUUACACGACCGGAUGAAGAAAGCUCAGCAAGAGACCAAGUCGACGGUGUCUGUGAACAUGAGUGACAUUGGGAACAAACCUCGUGAGGACAAAGACGAGCCUGACCCUGGCACCAAAGGACGAGGAGAGACCUUCAUGAUGCCUGGCACCCCCUCCCGAUACCCGCUGGCCUUAGGGUUUCGGAAGGGCCACGACACUGGGGAGCAGGGGCAGAACAAUGAGAUGGGGGUGACGGUCCUGAUUAUGGAGCCUAUCCUGCGAUUCCUCCAACUGCUGUGUGAGAACCACAACCGAGACCUUCAGAAUUUCCUGCGGUGCCAAAACAACAAGACCAACUACAACCUGGUGUGUGAGACACUGCAGUUCCUUGACAUCAUGUGUGGCAGCACCACGGGGGGGCUGGGGCUGCUGGGCCUCUACAUCAACGAGUACAACGUGGCCCUCAUCACCCAGACCCUGGAGACCCUGACUGAGUACUGCCAAGGGCCCUGCCAUGAGAACCAGAGCUGCAUCGUGACCCAUGAGUCCAAUGGGAUUGACAUCAUCACAGCCCUCAUCCUCAACGACAUCAGCCCCCUCUGCAAGUACCGGAUGGACCUGGUCCUGCAGCUGAAGGACAACGCCUCCAAGCUCCUCUUGGCCCUCAUGGAGAGCAGGCAUGACAGUGAGAACGCUGAGCGGAUCCUCAUCAGCCUCCGCCCACAGGAACUGGUCGACGUGAUUAAGAAGGCCUAUCUGCAGGAGGAAGAGUGUGAAAACGCUGAGGUCUCCCCUCGGGAAGUUGGCCACAACAUUUAUAUACUGGCACUGCAGCUGUCCCGACACAACAAGUCUCUGCAGCAGCUCCUGAAGCCGGUGAAGCGAAUCCAGGAGGAAGAGGAGGAGGGCAUCUCAUCCAUGCUCAGCCUCAAUAACAAGCAGCUGACGCAGAUGCUGAAGUCGACGGCCCCAGUCCAGGAGGAGGAGGAGGACCCGCUGGCGUACUACGAGAAGCACACGUCCCAGAUUGAGAUUGUGCGCCUGGACCGCAGCAUGGAGCAGAUAAUCUUCCCAGUGCCUGGCAUCUGCGAGUUCCUCACCAAGGAGACCAAGUACCGACUCUUCACCACGACAGAGCAGGACGAGCAGGGCAGCAAAGUCAGUGAUUUCUUCGACCAGUCGUCCUUCCUCCACAAUGAGAUGGAGUGGCAGAAGAAACUGCGCAGCAUGCCGCUGAUGUACUGGUUCUCCCGCAGAAUGACUCUCUGGGGAAGCAUUUCCUUCAACCUGGCUGUCUUCAUCAACAUAAUCAUUGCUUUCUUCUACCCUUAUGUUGAAGCCACUUCCAUGGGAGUGCUGGAUUCCCCAUUGAUCUCACUGCUCUUCUGGAUUCUGAUCUGCUUCUCCAUCAUGGCCCUGUUCACCAAGCGGUACGGUGUCAGACCGCUGCUGGUGGCCCUGAUCUUGCGAUCAAUUUAUUACUUAGGGAUUGGACUCACACUGAACAUCCUGGGAGCUCUCAAUCUGACCAACAAGAUUGUGUUUGUGGUGAGCUUCGUGGGUAACCGUGGGACCUUCAUCCGAGGCUACAAGGCCAUGAUCAUGGACGUGGAGUUCCUUUACCACGUUGGCUACAUCCUGACGAGCGUCCUGGGGCUCUUUGUGCACGAACUCUUCUACAGCAUCCUGCUGUUUGACUUGAUCUACCGCGAGGAGACCUUGUUUAAUGUCAUCAAGAGCGUGACGCGCAACGGGCGCUCCAUCCUGCUGACUGCCCUCCUGGCGCUCAUCCUUGUCUACCUCUUCUCCAUCGUGGGCUUCUUGUUCCUGAAGGAUGACUUCAUCCUGGAGGUGGACCGGCUGCCGGAUAGCAAAGCCCAAGAUGACCCCUUGGGGAUGCAUAGGAACAUGGAGACCUUCAUGGAGUCCUGCAGUGGUGACAAAAUUAGCUGCUCCGCUGAGCCCACUGCCUUGCAAGAAGCAGACACUGACCAGUGGGAACGAGCCUGUGACACGCUGCUCAUGUGCAUUGUCACUGUCCUGAACCACGGCCUGAGGAAUGGAGGGGGUGUAGGGGACAUUCUGCGCAAGCCAUCGAAGGAUGAGUCCUUGUUUCCUGCUCGGGUUGUCUACGACCUCCUCUUUUUCUUCAUUGUCAUUAUCAUCGUCCUGAACCUCAUCUUCGGGGUCAUUAUUGACACCUUUGCUGAUCUGAGGAGCGAGAAGCAAAAGAAAGAAGAAAUACUGAAGACCACUUGUUUCAUAUGUGGACUCGAGCGGGACAAGUUUGACAACAAGACAGUGUCCUUUGAGGAGCAUAUUAAGUACGAGCACAACAUGUGGAACUACUUGUACUUCAUAGUGCUGGUGCGAGUGAAAAACAAGACAGACUACACAGGUCCUGAGAGCUACGUGGCUCAGAUGAUAAAGAACAAGAACCUAGACUGGUUCCCCCGGAUGCGAGCCAUGUCGCUGGUCAGCAAUGAAGGGGAAGGGGAACAGAACGAGAUCCGAAAUCUUCAAGACAAACUCAACUCAACCAUGAAGCUGGUGUCCCAUCUCACCUCCCAGCUGAAUGAGCUGAAGGAACAGAUGACAGAGCAAAGGAAGCGCAGACAAAGGAUGGGGUUUGUGGAUGUCCAGAAUACCAUGAACCACUAAGACACAGAAAAAGGAUCAGCUUCACCCCCUGAAGGACUAAACAUACCUAUCAGAUGAUGAGGCUGCUUAUCC
Messenger RNA from Meleagris gallopavo (turkey), 6831 nucleotides. The record is from RefSeq and is a predicted model, not a curated record. Lineage: Eukaryota; Metazoa; Chordata; Aves; Galliformes; Phasianidae.